CGGGUGGACGACGUGGAAGUUGCUGGCCGACCUGGCUGGGAACCGGAGGCCCGGAGCGGCGGAGGUGGCGGCGCCCAGGCUCGACUAGGACUCGCUGCCGAGUCCCGGCCUGACUCCGGGGACCGGCGAGGGCGCGGCGGCGGCUCAUCAUGGGUGGCUUUUUCUCAAGUAUUUUUUCCAGUCUCUUUGGAACCAGGGAAAUGAGGAUUUUAAUUUUGGGAUUAGAUGGUGCUGGGAAAACAACAAUUUUGUACAGAUUACAGGUUGGAGAAGUUGUUACUACUAUUCCCACUAUUGGAUUUAAUGUAGAGACGGUGACAUACAAAAACCUCAAAUUCCAAGUCUGGGACUUAGGAGGACAGACAAGUAUCAGGCCGUACUGGAGAUGUUACUAUUCAAACACAGAUGCUGUCAUCUAUGUAGUUGACAGUUGUGACCGAGACCGAAUUGGCAUUUCCAAGUCAGAGUUAGUUGCCAUGUUGGAGGAAGAAGAGCUGAGAAAGGCCAUUUUAGUGGUGUUUGCAAACAAGCAGGACAUGGAGCAGGCCAUGACACCCUCAGAAAUGGCCAAUGCACUUGGGUUACCUGCUCUGAAAGACCGAAAGUGGCAGAUAUUUAAAACAUCCGCAACCAAAGGCACUGGCCUUGAUGAGGCGAUGGAAUGGUUAGUGGAAACAUUGAAAAGCAGACAGUAAGUCCGCUUACAUCAGUUCCUGUGAACCCAACGCUACGUCCCAUCCUUAUUGGAAUCAGCCGGAUGUGCUUCUCUGACUGUUAGGACUGUGUGAUUGCAGGCUGUACAGAACUGACUCCACUAUUUGUAAUAAAUAUAAAAAACAAGUAUUUGGCAAGAGGGUUAGCUUGAUUGAAUCACCCAGAUGCUUUAUGUAAUGUAAAAUAGUCUUCCUUGCUUUCUUGUGUUAAGGUAUAUAUUCUAUUUGUAUGGAAUUCUUACACAAAUACAAUUCUAUUAAAGAAUGUACACUCUUGGGGGGAACCCUCCUAUUUUUAAA
Molecule: messenger RNA, 1013 nt
Organism: Peromyscus leucopus (white-footed mouse)
Lineage: Eukaryota; Metazoa; Chordata; Mammalia; Rodentia; Cricetidae
Gene: Arl1
Product: ADP ribosylation factor like GTPase 1
Exons: 6
Coding region: 150-695 (181 amino acids)
Biological process (GO): intracellular protein transport; vesicle-mediated transport
Cellular component (GO): cytoplasm; Golgi apparatus
Molecular function (GO): GTPase activity; GTP binding
Source: RefSeq, a predicted model, not a curated record